AUGGGCGACUCUGCAAUUCACGCUUUGGCAGGAUCAGUAGGAGGAUGUGUAUCAAUGGCUUUGACCUAUCCACUGGUCAAUCUGUCUACUAGAGCAGCGGUACAAACUAAGAAGGAGAAUCUGACUAUACUUGAAGCGAUUCAGGAAACGCUUCACAAAGAAGGUUUAUCAGGAUUAUAUUCUGGCUUAUCGAGCUCCUUAGCCGGUAUAGCUAUUACCAAUGGAGUCUACUACGCUUUCUAUGAAGAGACUAGAUCAUUGUUGAUCAAGCGAAGAGGCAAUACCUCUUCAUCGAGUAUCGGUUUAACAACUGGUGAAGGUAUCGUGGCUGGAUUGAUCGCUGGAUCAAUAACUACCCUCGUUACUAACCCGAUUUGGACCGUUCAGACCUCGCAAUCUACUCAUGCGGUCACCGAAACCAAAGCAGGUGAAGUCAAAAAAAUCAAACCUUCUGCCAUUGAAGCUGCCAAGGAGAUCCUUGAUAAGGAUGGUAUCAAGGGUUUCUGGAGGGGAAUCGGGCCUGCUUUGAUAUUGGUUAUUAACCCUGUGAUUCAGUAUACCACUUUUGAAAGACUCGUAUCAGUCCUCUUGUCUUACAGACUAUCCAGAACUGGCGCGACAUCGACUGGGCAAAAAGCUCUCGGAAGAAGUUCUCUCAGUGAUUGGGAUCUGUUCUUCCUAGGAGCAGCGAGUAAAUUGGUUGCUACCGGUGGAACUUAUCCUUAUAUUGUCGUGAAGUCGAGACUUCAAGCUGCUACACACAAAUACAAAUCAUCUCUGAAAGCAAUCUUACACAUCCUUGAGGUCGAAGGCGUUUCAGGUCUUUACGCUGGAUUGGGUCCUAAGCUACUUCAAUCAGUACUAACCGCCGCAUUCAUGUUUGUCGCUCAGAGAAGGAUUUAUGAGUUUGUCAAGAAUCUUGUCAUUAUCGCCGCUCAGAAACGACUUGCUACUGCUUAA
This is a messenger RNA of Kwoniella shivajii, 960 nucleotides long. RefSeq lists its product as uncharacterized. Gene Ontology annotation, biological process: transport. The coding region runs from base 1 to 960 and encodes 319 amino acids. The record is from RefSeq and is a predicted model, not a curated record. Gene Ontology annotation, molecular function: FAD transmembrane transporter activity; NAD transmembrane transporter activity; AMP transmembrane transporter activity. NCBI's taxonomy places the organism in Eukaryota, Fungi, Basidiomycota, Tremellomycetes, Tremellales, Cryptococcaceae. The transcript is spliced from 11 exons. Gene Ontology annotation, cellular component: peroxisomal membrane.